GUUCAAUGGUCGAAGCAGCUAUGCGCCACGCCGUCGUAGGGCUGUUGUUAGCUAGCUAGUUCUGGCUACGGGAGGUCUCGGGCCGCAGUUACGACCUCGAGAGAACGAGCGGGUUCGCCUCGCGAAGAUGACCAUAAUAGUCUUUUUGAUCGACACGUCGGCCUCCAUGAAUCAGAGGGCAUAUUUGGGCGGGCGACCCACGCUUUUGGACGUAGCCAAGAGCGCCGUGGAGACUUUCGUGAAGGUGAGACAGAGAUCGCCAGAAAGUCGCGGAGAUCGGUAUAUGCUCCUGACCUUCGAAGAUCCGCCUCAGAACAUCAAGGCUGGCUGGAAAGAAAAUUUAGCAACUUUUAUGAACGAGCUUAAAAACUUACAGUGUGUCGGACUGACAACAUUAGGUGCUGCUUUAAAACAUGCUUUAGAUGUUCUGAACAUAAACCGAAUGCAGACUGGUAUAGACACAUAUGGUCAAGGAAGAUGUCCCUUCUACUUGGAGCCAUCGGUAAUUGUUGUCAUUACAGAUGGAGGAAAGUACACGACUAAUAGUGGGGUAAAUCAAGAUCUCACAUUGCCAAUGCAUUCUCCAAUACCUGGAUCAGAACUGACAAAGGAACCAUUCAGAUGGGACCAAAGAUUAUUUUCUUUGGUAUUGCGGCUCUCUGGAACACCAGCUGUAGAGAGAGAUACUGGUUUAGUUGCAAGUGACUCAUCUCCUAUAGAUGCUAUGUGUGAAGUUACUGGAGGUCGUUCAUAUUGUAUAACAUCAUUUAGAAUGAUGAUGCAGUGCAUAGACUCUCUGGUACAGAAGGUUCAAUCUGGAGUAGUGAUAAAUUUCGAAAAGAUCGGACCAGAUCCCCCGCCAUUAACAAACGAAGCGCUACAUGCGGAUGACGACGAAAAUGAAGACGAGAAUAACGCAACAAAUGGAACUCGCUCACAAUAUCCGCUUAAUCCAUCGAUACCAGGAAACACAGCAUGGCACUCGUGUAGAAGAUUGAUCUAUGUUCCACGGUCUGCACAGAAAGGUUUCGCAGUCGGAUUCUGGCCGAUUCCUGAAAGCUUUUGGCCCGACCUGAGUGCUAGUUCGUUGCCUCCAAGAUCAGCGCAUCCUAAUGUUAAAUUCACUUGUACUAGCCAAGAGCCCAUGGUGAUAGAAAAUCUACCAUUCGAUAAAUAUGAAUUAGAACCGAGUCCAUUAACGCAAUAUAUUUUAGCCAGAAAGCAGCCAACGGUUUGUUGGCAAGUUUUUGUAGCCAACUCGUAUAAAUCAAGCGACGUGGGUCAUCCGUUUGGAUAUUUAAAAGCAAGCACUAAUUUAACAUGCGUGAAUCUGUUUGUAAUGCCCUAUAAUUACCCAGUACUCUUGCCUUUAUUAGAAGAACUAUUCAAGGUUCACAGAUUGAAACCAACCAAUGAAUGGAGGACGCAAUUUCAGAAUUAUAUGAGAACUAUGCCGACAUAUUAUGCGGCGUCUCUCAGGAGGGCUUUGACUAGAAUGGGUGCGCCAGCACCAUUAGCACAAACGUUGAUUCCUGAUAACAUGGAUAACUCUUUGUCCUAUAGUGUCUUAAAUUACUUGAAACGACUGAAAAAUCAAGCUAAAAUUGAAUUCGAUAGACUUUGCAAUGAAGUUCUUUCCAAACAACUCGCUGCCGCCAAUAUGACAAAGAAUUUAGUAAAUGGUAGUACGACAACAAUAACAGAUGGAGUGCGAGUUAUUCCCAGAACUCCACUGAAGAAGGAUUUGGUAUCACACCCAUUACUACAGGAUAAGUUUACUGGACUAAGGGAUCAACUAAACGAAUUUGGUGGAUUUGUAGUCGGAUUAGUUCGAAGUCAACAACGUGGUGCACAGAGUUACAGGAACGCUUUCGAUGUUCCUCGGAAGUCCUUGUUGGAUCAGGUUGUGAGAAUGCGUGCCAACUUUCUGCAACCUGGACUCUUACAUACCAAAUUACUUGACGAUGAUUACGUACACUCGAUGCCCCUAGCACAGAUGGGAAAUUAUCAGGAAUAUUUGAAACGUAUGACUCCGCCUUUGAGAGAGAUCGAGAGUGUUCCAGUUAGGCAGCAUAUGUUUGGUAAUCCUUUCAAGAUAGAUAAGAGGAUGAUGGUUGACGAAGCAGAUAUCGAUAUGGUUGGAGCGACGUCUUCGACUUCGAAGGGCGGUCUUAAACGUACGUUACCAGCUUCAGAUGGAGGAGGAUCGCUAGCCUCGAAACCGCCGCCGAAUAAACGAAAACCGGGUCCAAUUCCUAAGGAUGUGGUUGUACGGAGACCUUCGUAUACACCAACCAAUACUCCACCUAGUUCGCCCAUACCUUGGGUGGAUGAUACAAAAAACCAAGUGACCCCAGCCGCUGAUUUAAGUCAAGUUCCACUGAAUACUGUGAGCGCCGUCACACCAAGUAUAUCGAACUCGUCGACAGUGAAUUCAACAGAGAAAUUGGUAAACGGCCUUGCAGAAAUGCCUACGAUACCAGUGUUUGAACCGAUUCCAGUAGAGCAUACUAACAACCAUCACAUGGACGUUCCACCGACUCUGACGCCAGUAGUUAACAAUAUCGACGCACCUAAGAAUGAAACGAAACCAGAGAAGAUUGAAAACAUCAAACCCGAGUGUAACAAACUACCUCUGAACGAUUGUGUUGAAAAUAGUGUGUACGUUGAAAACUCAGUUGACGAAAGGUUAACUAAUCAUGUUGAGGAGAAGCAUGAGCCGAAGGUGGAGAAGGACAAGGUUUUGACGAAGAAAGAACUAGAAGAUAUUAGGAAACAUAAUUUAUCCAUUCGGGAGCUUGUAUAUAAGCAAGUACGGAGAAGAGGUACAAAUUAUGCGACAUUAUUUUCACACUUACACCAAAUUCAAGGGACUCUAGAUAUACGACUUGCGUUUUUGCGAGACAUCGUCAAAGAAUCGUUACGAUUUAAAAGACGUAAUUUGGCAUCGUUGUUAGAAGAAUAUUUGAAAACUAUACAAGAGGAUAGCUGGACUGUAAACCACAAGGUGAAUCACAAUGGUGCCACAAAAAUAAGUUAAGAGUCCGUUGCAUAAUCAGGGCAUUAUUUCAGUAAUAAAACAAACACAGAAAACUAAGAAUCGAAUGAAUAAUGCGAAGACGUGUCUCAAAUGGGAUACA
Messenger RNA from Dufourea novaeangliae, 3140 nucleotides. It is a transcript of the gene IntS6, whose product is annotated as integrator complex subunit 6. The record is from RefSeq and is a predicted model, not a curated record. Gene Ontology annotation, cellular component: integrator complex. Bases 128 to 3040 code for a protein of 970 amino acids. Gene Ontology annotation, biological process: snRNA 3'-end processing. The transcript has 9 exons. NCBI's taxonomy places the organism in Eukaryota, Metazoa, Arthropoda, Insecta, Hymenoptera, Halictidae.